GACUGUGUUGUAGGUGUUAACGAAGGUUCAGAUUGGGAGCGAGGUUAUGGGUUUGUUGGUGUGUCAUUGCUUUUAAUUCGUGUGUUAAAAGUUACAUCUGUAAUUAUAAAGAAAUGCACGUUAUUUAAAGUAGGUUCAUUUAACGUGAUAGGUUUCAGAUAUGUUAGUUAUUAUAUGAAUAAGAUCUGCUGCAUUUCACUUGCAGUGAGGAUCAGUCGUAAUUUUGCACCACGAAUUCAAGGGAGAGUAAUGUUGCAUACACCUUCUAGAGAACUAUUUGCGAAAGUGAAUAAGGGUUACAUUUUGUAAACCAUGCAGACAAAGUACCAGACAUCACCUAUUCCAAGCCGGAGUCCAUCAUCGCUCAGUAAUAGUUUGCGAGGUGGAUCACCUCUUCCAGUCCCAGUUGCAUAUAGGUUGGAUUGUAUGACAGCAGCAGCGAAGAGAUACAAAUAUCUUCGAAGACUCAUAAAAUUUCAACAAAUGGACUUCGAAUUUGCAUUGUGGCAAAUGCUGUACUUAUUCAUUGCACCUCAGAAAGUGUAUAGAAAUUUUCAUUAUAGGAAACAAACAAAGUCGCAGUUUGCCCGAGAUGACCCAGCAUUUUUGGUUCUUCUGAGUUUCUGGCUUUGUGCAUCUUCAGUGGGUUUUGCAUUAGUGCUGAAACUUGGUUUCUGGGGCUUUGUCAAGUUCCUCUUAUAUGUAAUAUUUGUAGACUGUAUAGGAGUUGGUCUUCUUAUUGCCACAUUGUUCUGGUUUGUAAGCAAUAAGUAUCUCAUCAAACCAGCUUGUUAUGACCAGGAUGUGGAAUGGGGAUAUGCAUUUGAUGUUCACCUCAAUGCAUUCUUUCCCCUUCUUAUUAUUCUUCAUGUAUUUCAGCUGUUUUUCUACAAUGUAUUAAUUAGCCAUGAAUGGUUUAUAUCAAGACUGUUUGGCAACUCCCUGUGGCUAAUUGCUCUUGGUUACUAUAUCUACGUAACUUUUCUGGGCUACAGCUGUUUGCCAAUCCUGCACAGAACACAUUUACUGUUGUACCCUCUGACAGCGUUGCUGUUGGUAUAUGUGGUGACAGUGGCUAUUGGGUGGAAUGUGAGUCAGACAGUAAUGGACUUCUACAAGUACCGAGUGUUAUGAUGAGUCGUUUUCAGAGUGUUUUUACAGAAACCAAGUAAACUGAAGAUAUCAUUAUGCCAGUAAUUCCAUUUAAUAUGAUAUAUAUCCAUUUUAAUACCUAAUUGCUAUGUCCUGGUAUUUCCUAGCCUGUGGUUCAUGGACCAAUUGCAGUCAUGAAUAUUUUGUGGUUGGUCUGUGAUGGUUUCUGUUAAAAGUACGUAGGCGAGUCAAA
This is a messenger RNA of Cryptotermes secundus, 1345 nucleotides long. It is a transcript of the gene Unc50, whose product is annotated as protein unc-50 homolog. Gene Ontology annotation, cellular component: Golgi membrane. The record is from RefSeq and is a predicted model, not a curated record. Lineage: Eukaryota; Metazoa; Arthropoda; Insecta; Blattodea; Kalotermitidae. The transcript is spliced from 8 exons. Bases 313 to 1134 code for a protein of 273 amino acids.